Messenger RNA from Aspergillus melleus, 1338 nucleotides. Its product is annotated as putative histidine acid phosphatase. Gene Ontology annotation, molecular function: acid phosphatase activity. The transcript has 2 exons. The record is from RefSeq and is a predicted model, not a curated record. The coding region runs from base 1 to 1338 and encodes 445 amino acids. NCBI's taxonomy places the organism in Eukaryota, Fungi, Ascomycota, Eurotiomycetes, Eurotiales, Aspergillaceae. Gene Ontology annotation, cellular component: fungal-type cell wall.
AUGCAUUUCCAGCUCCUCUCUUCGGCCAUCCUCCUCGGCGCCUUGUCGACCGCUUCCGCAGAGUCCAAAUUCAACCCCCUCGAGCAUCUCACCGGCAUUUCGCCCUACUAUUUCCCCAAACACCCGCCUCUGGACGGAGCGGCGCCCCAAGGAUGCAACGUGACGCGCGCCGCGUACCUCGUACGACACGCCGCUAUUUACGCCAAUGACUUUGAUUACGAGUCCUACCUCGAGCCGUUCAUCGACAAGCUGCGGAACACCACCCAGGACUGGUCGUCGGUCGGCGGACUGCAGUUCUUGGGUAACUGGUCGGCGCCCGUGAGUGAGGAGCACCUGGAGAAAAUCACCCGAGUCGGAUACCACGAGGCCAACUCCUUGGGCUCGACCUUGCGGAAACGUUACUCUGGACUCAAGGCGCCCGAGAAGGUCUGGUCGUCUAGCGCCGACCGCACGGUGCGCACUGCCGGUGGCUUCAUUGCCGGGUUUACCGGCCAGAAGAAUAGCAGCGUGCAUCUAGAACAGGUUGAGGAAAGCAAGGACAGCGGUGCCGACUCGUUGACCCCAUACAAGAGCUGCCCGGCGUAUAGCGGAUCGUACGGAAGCGACCAGUCCCAGGAAUGGGUCGACCGCUACACCAAGCCCAUCAUCGAGCGCCUUAACAGCAAGGCCUCGACCUUCAACUUCACCGUCUCCGACGUCGUCGCCAUGUUCGAGCUAUGCGGCUACGAGACCGUCAUCCGCGGAUCGUCGGGCUUCUGCUCGCAGGACCUCUUCUCGCAGGACGACUGGCUUGCUUUUGAAUACGGCGAGGACGUCCGAUACUUCCACAACGCCGGCUACGGUCGCGACGUCACGCCGCGCAUCGGAUACCCCUGGGUCAAAGCGAGCGCGGACCUGCUGGACGACUCGGCCUCCAAGCAGGAUCUGUACGUCUCGUUCACCCACCGCGAGCUGCCGCCCAUGGUCAUCACCGCCUUGGGCCUGUACAACAACACUGCCUUCUCGGGUGCCAACAACAUCAACGGCACCAUGCCGACCGAUCGCAUCAACUACAACCGCGCGUGGGUGAGCAGUCGCAUCCUGCCGUUCUUGACGAACAUCGCCAUCGAGAGAAUGGAGUGCGAUAGCUUCGGCUACGACGAGGGUGACUACUAUCGUGUGCUGGUCAACGCCGGUCCCCAGCCGCUGGUCGAGUGUCGCGACGGCCCUGGAGAUAGCUGCUCGGACGGGAUAUUCAAGGACUUUGUCAAGGAACUGGGUGGUCUGUAUGGUGGUGACUUCGAUACUUUCUGCGGCACGAGCAGCAACAUUUCGCAGACCUUGAGCAUUUACGAAUAA